UUGUACAACGACCUCACCUGCCGGGAAAACCUCGCCUUCUACGGACAGUUGUACGGCAUCGCCAAUAUCAACCUUCGCAUCCAGCAGGUAUUGGAGCAGGUCGGCCUCUCCGACCGCCGCAACCGCAGAGUGCGGACCCUUUCUCACGGAAUGCAAAAACGCCUCUCGGUGGCGCGUGCCAUCCUCCACGAACCAACCGUCCUGCUGAUGGACGAACCCGAGUCCGGCCUGGACCAGGCGUCCACGGAAACGCUGGGACGAUUGCUCCGGGACUGGGCCGCCGCGGGCAAGUCGGUCCUGAUGACUACCCACAGCGACCAGACCGGACUCGCCUGGGCCGACCGGGUGCUGGCGUUAUCCGGUGGCCGUCUGGCCUACGACGCCGCCGCCGCUCAGACCACCGCCGCCGACCUCAAGGACGCCCUGCGAGCCCAGCGGCACGCUGCCUGA
Molecule: messenger RNA, 450 nt
Organism: Geodia barretti
Lineage: Eukaryota; Metazoa; Porifera; Demospongiae; Tetractinellida; Geodiidae
Source: the annotation of a GenBank genome assembly